Molecule: messenger RNA, 1323 nt
Organism: Epithele typhae
Lineage: Eukaryota; Fungi; Basidiomycota; Agaricomycetes; Polyporales; Epitheliaceae
Product: AB-hydrolase YheT
Exons: 9
Coding region: 1-1323 (440 amino acids)
Biological process (GO): medium-chain fatty acid catabolic process; medium-chain fatty acid biosynthetic process
Molecular function (GO): monoacylglycerol lipase activity; acetylesterase activity
Source: RefSeq, a predicted model, not a curated record
AUGGGGUGCGUUCUCAGCCACUUCGCAUCCGACGCCGCCCUCGUCCCCAAGCUCUGGUUCGGUGCGCAGCCCGCAACAUUGACUGUGCGGUCGCUCGAGCACCGCAAAACGACAGAAGAAGUCUCGCUCGAGGAGUUCAUUGCUCGCCGGGUGCCGUCGCUGCACCAGCCCUUCCGACCCGCGUGGUGGCUAAACAACGGCCACCUCCAGACCGCGUACUGCGUCAUCGGCGACUUUUCGACCAUCGACAAGGUCGAGUACGACAGGAAGCUCAUCCGCACUCUCGACGGCGGCACCAUCGGGCUAGACUUUACGCCCCCCGCGGACGAGCGCACGCUCCCAGACGACACACCGAUCGUCGUCGUCCUACACGGGCUCACCGGAGGCUCACACGAGUCGUAUGUGCGAUCCAUCUUGGCCCCCACCUGCACGCCUGUCGAGCAAGGUGGUCUGGGGUACCGGGCGGUCGUCAUGAACUUUCGCGGGUGUGCGGGUGUCCCGCUGACGAGCCCCCAGCUGUACUCGGGCCUGCAUACCGAGGACAUCCGCGUCUCCAUAUGGUAUAUACGCAAGCUCUACCCGCGGGCGCCGCUCAUCGGCGUGGGCUUCUCGCUCGGCGCGAACGUGCUCACGCGCUACAUCGCGCAGGAAGGGGACGACUGCCGGCUCCUCGCGGGCUGCGUGCUGGGCUGCCCAUGGGACCUCUCGCGGUCCACUGACCGGCUGGAGGGCGGCCUCCUCGGCCGCUACGUCUAUUCGCCCGCCAUGGCCCAGAACCUGCAGAAACUCAUGACCCGCCACCUCGACGCAAAAGAACGGUUUCCGGACUCGGCGCUCGCCCAGGCGCUCGACGAGCCGGACGUGCUCACCAGACGCAUGCAGCUCAUCGACUUCGACGAACGGCUCACCCGGAUUAUCGGCGGCUCGUCCCCGCCGUUCCCGCUCCCGUCCGCGCGGGACUACUACAGGGCGGGCUCGAGCCACAACCUGCUCGACGCCAUCCGGGUCCCGUUCCUCUCGCUCGGGGCGGCGGACGACCCGGUGGCGAGCAACACGCCGAUCGGGAUGGCGAAGAGCGGGUUCGUGGUCCUCGCGGAGACCAUGGGCGGAGGGCACCUGGGCUGGUUCGAGGCGAACGGGCGUUUCGGGAGGCUCGAGCGCUGGCUGCGGAAGCCAGUCGUGGAGUGGAUACGGGCGAUCGGAGAGGACGUGCUCGUGGAGGGGCAGCGAGUUGGCCGCGACGACAUAGGCUGCCAGGAGAUCGGUGGCGGCGGACAUGUUGUCGGCGUGGAGGGCGAGGGCGGGCUCCUCAAGGGACUCUAG